Heterotrigona itama is the source of this 1487-nucleotide messenger RNA. The record is from the annotation of a GenBank genome assembly. Lineage: Eukaryota; Metazoa; Arthropoda; Insecta; Hymenoptera; Apidae.
UUCUUCCCUAGCACUAAUGGGAAGUUUUCGUGUUCUGUCUGUGGUGGAAUUUUGGAUACGAUUGAAACGUGCUUGGAAGAGAGCGGUAGAAUUUUAAUGGCAAUCAAGAGAUCUGAAUUAUCUCUAGAGCAUGCCCCAUAGCGGAUCCAAAGAAACUGAAUAUUCAUUUGGUCGCGCAUACUCACGAUGACGUUGGUUGGUUGAAAACGGUCGACCAAUAUUACUUUGGAAGUAAAUUUAUUUUCGUGGAAACUGCUUUCUUGUGGAAAUGGUGGCUGCGCCAGAACGACGAGACGAAACAAAAUGUGCGAAAUCUAGUCGAUCAAGGCAGAUUGGAAAUAAUCGGUGGUGGAUGGACCAUGAACGACGAGGCAGUCACCCACUAUCACUCCCUCGUGGAUCAAUACACUUGGGGUUUCAGACGUCUUAACGAUACCUUCGGAAGUUGCGCCAGGCCACAUAUAGGAUGGCAAAUAGAUCCUUUCGGCCAUUCGAGGGAACAAGCGUCUUUAUUCGCGCAAUUGGGAUUCGACGGAAUGUUCUUGGCUCGCCUCGAUUAUCAAGACAAGAGGAAAAGGCUCAGCGACAAAUCGAUGGAAUUCAUUUGGAAAGGCAGUCCAAACCUAGACACGCUACGCUUUGUUGUAGGAUCACGUGCAAACUUGUUCACGGUUGUACUGUACAACAAUUACAGCCCACCCCCUGGUUUUUGUUACGAUCUCCUGUGCAAUGACGAACCGAUAAACGAUGAUAUUAACAGCCCAGAUUAUAACGUUCAAGAGAGAAUCGAUACAUUUUUACAAUACGUGACCGACCAAGCUAAAGCGUAUCGUACGAACAACGUUAUAUUGACGAUGGGCGGAGAUUUCACUUAUCAACAAGCGGAAAUGUACUUCGCUAAUAUGGAGAAGCUAAUAAGGUACCUUCAUUCCUAUCGUCAAAUCGUCGAACAGUUGGUGCGUUACGCGCAUCUUCAAGCAACAUCCUACAACACUAAUAACGUUAUCUUUACAAUGGGCGAAGACUUUAACUAUCAACAGGCUGAAAUGUGGUUCAGCAAUUUGGACAGGUUGAUCAGAUACGUACAGAAAGAGAAAAGUUCCGAAGUAAAUAUAUUUUACUCGACACCGUCGUGCUACUUGAAGGCAGUCAACGAUGCAAAGCUUCAAUGGACAACGAAGGACGAUGACUUCUUCCCUUACGCGAGUGAUCCGCACUCAUAUUGGACCGGUUACUUCUCCUCCAGACCAACGAUCAAAUUCUUCGAAAGAAUGGGAAACAAUCUUUUGCAAAUAUCCAAACAAUUGGCCGUAGUGACGCGGUUGGAAGGUUACGAGGAGCAAUUGGAACGCUUCAGAGAAGCAAUGGGUGUAAUGCAACAUCACGACGCCGUUACCGGAACUGAGAAACAAUUAGUUGCAGAUGACUACGAACGCAUAUUGUACACCGGCGUGCAACAAGGCGUAAACGUCGCUUUUAAGGCUCUA